AUGGGGCGGGGGGCUGAAUUGACCUCGGAGACCAAAUUGCUUUACGCCCACGGCCCUGAGAUCCAGCAGCACCUCGGCAAAUCUAUCCCACGAUCCUUCCUGCCGGCCGAAGAGCCGCUCCUAUUGGCCGCCGCAAACGAAGCGCACGUGAUAUUUAUAACUGUAUUUCUGGGUCGUCGGCAAACGGACGAGCGGCGGGCGGGCUCGGCUGCAGGGGCCCCGUUCACCUUCUUCGACCCCAAUGACCCGGCCUGCCAGGAGAUCCUGUACGACCCCGCCACCACGGUGCCGGAGCUGUUCGCCAUCAUCCGGCAGUGGGUUCCCCAGGUGCAGCACAAGAUCGACAUCAUCGGCAAUGAGAUCCUGAAGCGCGGCUGCCACGUGAACGACCGGGACGGGCUGACGGACAUGACGCUGCUGCACUACGCCUGCAAGGCCGGUGCCCACGGCGUGGGGGACCCCGCGGCCGCCGUGCGCCUGUCCAACCACCUGCUGGUUCUGGGGGCCGACGUGACCCUGCGGAGCCGCUGGACCAACAUGAACGCCUUGCACUAUGCCGCCUACUUCGACGUGCCCGAGCUCAUCCGCAUCCUGCUCAAGGCCUCCAAGCCCAAAGUGAUCAACUCCACCUGCAGCGACUUCAACCACGGGACCGCUCUGCACAUCGCCGCCUCCAACCUCUGCCUGGGGGCCGUCAAGUGUCUGCUGGAGCACGGCUCCCCCCCCGCCGUGAGGGUGAGCCCUGGGCGGGUGUACGGCCCGGGGGGGCCCGACCCUCGGGGCAGGGACCCCCUUGGGGAGGGGCAGGGCGCAGUGGGAGACCAGGAGCUGAAGCAGCUGCUGCUGGACGCGGUGCCGCUGAGCUGCAACCUGCCCAAGGUGACGCUGCCCAACUACGACAACAUCCCCGGCAACCUCAUGCUGGCCGCCCUCGGCCUCAAGCUGGGCGACCGCGUCCUCGUCGACAGCCAGAAGGCGGGCACCCUGCGUUUCUGCGGCACGACGGAGUUCGCCAGCGGGCAGUGGAUCGGGGUGGAGCUGGACGAGCCCGAGGGCAAGAACGACGGGAGCGUGGGCGGGAUCCGCUACUUCAUCUGCCCCCCCAAGCAAGGGGUUUUUGCCUCCGAGUCCAAAAUCACCAAGGCCACGGACCAGACGCCGUCCUCAGUGACCUCCACCCCCAAGACGCCCCGCAUGGACUUCUCCCGCGUCACCGGCAAGGGCCGCAAGGACAAGAAAGCGCUCAGGAAGAAGUCCCUGUCCGUGGGCAGCCUGGACCGGGAGGGGCUGAAGAUCGAGCUGGGGGACCAGGUGCUGGUGGCGGGGCAGAAGCAAGGGGUCGUCCGCUUCUACGGCAAGACCGACUUUGCCCCGGGCUACUGGUUCGGCAUCGAGCUGGACAAGGCUACGGGCAAGCACGACGGCUCGGUCUUCGGGGUGCGGUACUUCACCUGCUCCCCCAAGCACGGGGUCUUCGCCCCCCCGACCAGAGUCAAGAGGAUCGGAGGCCCCAAGGACUCCCAAGGCGACGGCAGCUCGGCCAAGAAGGUCCAUCAGGUCACGAUGUCCCAGCCAAAGCGAAGCUUCCCGGCUGUGAGGACCCCCAAGGACAUCACGUCAGAGAGCUCCAUCUCCAGAUUGCUUUUCUGCUGCUGGUUCCCUUGGAUGCUGCGGGCAGAGAUGCAGUCGUAAAACCCCGGCCCCGUGCCCCCCCGUGCCCCGAGUAACCCAGAGACGGCUCCUCUGUCCCGGUCCCAUCUCUCUCUCU
Alligator sinensis (Chinese alligator) is the source of this 1768-nucleotide messenger RNA. It is a transcript of the gene CLIP3, whose product is annotated as CAP-Gly domain containing linker protein 3. Gene Ontology annotation, biological process: cytoplasmic microtubule organization. Gene Ontology annotation, molecular function: microtubule plus-end binding. Gene Ontology annotation, cellular component: nucleus; microtubule plus-end; cytoplasm. NCBI's taxonomy places the organism in Eukaryota, Metazoa, Chordata, Crocodylia, Alligatoridae. The record is from RefSeq and is a predicted model, not a curated record.